AUGUCCUAUAAUCCAAAAGUACAAGGUUGGUCAAUUAGUUCAUUCACUUUGAAUGUUGUCGUCGUUGGUGGAUUUACCCAUUCCUCUGAUUCUAUCAUUUUUGACGGUCAAAGUAACUUUGAACAAUCACUCUAUGAUCUGUUAAGUAUCAGUUUAACCCAAUCAUUUGUAAUGAUUAAAGGAGUAACGGUUUCAGGAACCUCUCGACAGAUAGAACAUUCACUAUCACCUCUCUUUGACUUAAAAGUUGAAUUGAUGGGUGGUUAA
This is a messenger RNA of Cavenderia fasciculata, 267 nucleotides long. RefSeq lists its product as uncharacterized. The transcript is spliced from 2 exons. NCBI's taxonomy places the organism in Eukaryota, Evosea, Eumycetozoa, Acytosteliales, Cavenderiaceae. The record is from RefSeq and is a predicted model, not a curated record. The coding region runs from base 1 to 267 and encodes 88 amino acids.